GCACUCGCCCACCAACCCGAGAAGAGGGCCACCACCCCACCCGAGCAGCACCACCACCAGCGCUUGAGGACACGCUCCUCGUGUCCUCUCCCUCCGCCGCCCAACACAUCCCCGUCGGCCCAUCCAGAUCCGUGUCCAUCCAUCAUUCCGCCACAACAAGCGCUUCCUCCUCCUCUCUUCCUGCUGUUGCUUUGGUGAGAAUCCUUACCUCGCCUAGUUGCUUCAACGGAUUGCCUUGAUGUUCGUCGCUGCGAGCCCCCCAAUCCAAUUUCCAUCUGCGGAUUGCGGAGCGGCGGAGUACUACAGUACUAGUGGCAUCUCUAAAAGAGGCGUCUUUAAAGCAUACCCCUGUUUUGUUUACUGCUGCCAAAGUUGCUUUGUUCCGUAGAAUCUGUUCGUUUGCUGCGAGCCCUGGAAUCCAAAUCUAUCUGCUUCAAUUUCCUGUGGAAUUCUGUUCUUUGCUGGGAGGCGGAUUACGGAAUCACUAAAAUUUUCAAGGCCCCAUGUCCCACGUUAGAAUUCCCCUGCUUAGUUAAUACAGAUUACCGGCCCGCCAUGCCAUGAGUGAAUCAUGGGCGAUUAUGACCUUGGCUUCAACUCGACUGCUAGUCGCAAUGAUGGAUGACGGGGACCUCGAUUUCUCAAACCCAGACACAUUCUUGUGCCCGGCAAUUGGCAACGAUCCGCCCACCAGCUGCUCCAUGGACAGCUACUUCGAUGACAUCUUGAAGGAUACAGAGCACCACGCUUGCACCCACACCCACACCUGCAACCCGCCGGUCCACGACCAUUCGCACACCCACACCUGUGUCCAUGUCCACACCAAGAUUGUUGCGGCUUCACCGGAUGCCGCUGAGACCGCGGAAUCGCCAUCUGAGAACAACACCACCAAGAAGCGCCCGUCUGGUAACCGAGCAGCGGUGAGGAAGUACCGAGAGAAGAAGAAGGCUCACACAGCGUCGUUGGAGGAUGAGGUGGUCCACUUGAGGGCUUUGAACCAGCAGCUCAUGAAGAAGCUCCAGAAUCACGCCGCGCUUGAGGCGGAGGUAGCCAGGCUUCGCUGCCUGCUUGUUGAUAUCAGAGGGAGGAUUGAGGGGGAGAUUGGUGCUUUCCCUUAUCAGAGGCCAGCCAAGAACAUCGGUUUGGUGUCUAGUGUUGACCAGGGAAGCUUCCUUGGUGGUGCCCAGGUUACCAACUCCUGUGAUUUCAGAUGCAAUGAUCAGAUGUAUUGCAAUCCUGGAAUGCAGGAGGCUAUGAGUGCGCAGGUGUUGGGACAAGGUGCCUGUGAUAUAGCUAAUAUCCAAUGCAUGGGAAGUGCAAAGUCUGGAUACACAAAGCUACCUGUCUGUGGGGGUGUGGACCCAGUACCUACUGGGUGCUUGCCAAAUGUUGAAAAGAAGUGAAGGAUGGAGUGGUAUGGUCUCUCCUUUCAGAGACUACUGGGUCUCGGCGUUCUGCAUCCAAGAAACGCUGUAUAAACUUCUAGCUUCUAUAGUAGGGACGCAUCUUGUUAAACCUGUGAUGUGUGAGUUGGUUGCCGAUGAUGCUUCUAUGGUGCCUGAGGCAAUUCAAGUUUGUUAGCUCUGAAGCUGACAGGACAUCGUCGUUUUUUUCUUUAGUUGCCAGAUGCUCUCUGAUGAAGUUCAGAACUGAACCAGAUCUGAAGGAGUUGAACUAGCUAAAAUCCGCCAUCUGUGCUUGAACUCAAGUUUGAUAUGAAUCUAUGCGAAAUCAGCUGUCUACUAUAGGUGAUAUGUCUCUUUGUUGCUGUGCCCGUGAUUCUAAGUACAUGUAUUCAAUAUUUUAGCUCCAAUUAGUUUGAUAAAUAACACUAGAUUUGCCUGAACAGCUAAUA
Panicum virgatum (switchgrass) is the source of this 1855-nucleotide messenger RNA. Its product is annotated as basic leucine zipper 23-like. The record is from RefSeq and is a predicted model, not a curated record. Gene Ontology annotation, biological process: DNA-templated transcription; regulation of transcription by RNA polymerase II. Gene Ontology annotation, molecular function: DNA-binding transcription factor activity, RNA polymerase II-specific; RNA polymerase II cis-regulatory region sequence-specific DNA binding. The transcript is spliced from 4 exons. Bases 561 to 1403 code for a protein of 280 amino acids. NCBI's taxonomy places the organism in Eukaryota, Viridiplantae, Streptophyta, Magnoliopsida, Poales, Poaceae.